CCGCGCCAUGGGGACCGCGCUCGUGUACCACGAGGACAUGGCGGCGCCCAGGCUGCUCUGGGCCGACCCCGAGUGCGAGAUCGAGUGCCCCGCGCGCCUGACCGCGGUCCUGGAGAGCCUGCGGCGGCACGGCCUGGAGCAGAGGUGCCUCCGGCUGGUGGCCAGGGAGGCCUCUGAGGAGGAGCUGGGCCUGGUGCACAGCCCUGAGUACGUGGCCCUGUUGCGGGGCACCCAGGCCUUGGACACGGACGCGCUGUGGGCGCUGUCUGCGCAGUUCGACGCCGUCUACCUCCACCCGAGCACCUUCCACUCUGCGCGGCUGGCCGCGGGGGCGGCCCUGCAGCUGGUGGACGCGGUGCUGACCGGAGCUGUGCACAACGGGCUCGCCCUGGUGAGGCCUCCCGGGCACCACAGCCAGAGGGCGGCCGCCAGCGGGUUCUGCGUGUUCAACAACGUGGCGGUGGCGGCCCAGUACGCCAAGCAGCGGCACGGCCUGCGCAGGAUCCUCAUCGUCGACUGGGACAUCCACCACGGCCAGGGCAUCCAGUACAUCUUCAAGGACGACCCCAGCGUCCUUUACUUCUCCUGGCAUCGCUACGAGCACGGGCGCUUCUGGCCCUACCUCCGCGACUCGGACGCAGAUGCCGUCGGGCAGGGGCCUGGUCGCGGCUUCACCGUGAACCUGCCCUGGAACCAGGUGGGGAUGGGGAACGCUGACUACCUGGCCGCCUUCCUCAGCGUGGUGCUGCCCCUGGCCUUCGAGUUUGACCCCGAGCUGGUGCUGGUCUCGGCAGGAUUUGACUCAGCGAUUGGCGACCCCGAGGGGCAGAUGCUGGCCACGCCUGAGUGCUUCGCCCACCUCACCCGGCUGCUGCAGGCGCUGGCCGGGGGCAGGGUCUGCGCUGUGCUGGAGGGCGGCUACCACCUGGACUCGCUCUCCCUGUCGGUGUGCAUGACCUUGCAGGCGCUUUUGGGUGACCCGCCCCCGCCCCUGCAGGGGCCCCUGGUGCCGCAGAGCAGCGCCCUGGAGUCCAUCCAGAGCACCCGGGCAGCCCAGGCCCCUCACUGGAUGAGCCUCCGGCAGUCGGGUUGGUGCGACUCGGACCAGGCUGGGGGUCCAGGUGUCUCCCCUGGGUCCACGCGUCCCUCCGGCCUCCCAUCAGUGACCGCGACUCUGAACCACCUCCCAGACGCAGCCCCAGUGCUGAGUCCCGGCCCCCGCUCCUCAGAGGGGGGCCCCUCGCCUCUGCCGCCCGGGGGGCCUGAGGUUCCUGCAGGUGCCGUGCAGGCAGCGGCCACGCUGAGUUCCCUCCUGGGCAGGCUUUGCCUCUGCCCCACGCCGCCCUUGCGCACCGCAGCAGCCCUGCCCGCAUCGUUCGCGGCUCUGGCCCUGCCCCCUGCCAUCGGCCGGCAGGAGGAGUCAGUUCCAUGGGGAGAGCUGCAGGCCUGGGCUAGGCCACAUGAUGUCCUGACCCAGGCCGAGGCCCUCGCUGCACUGGGGAAGGCCCUGCGCCUUUUGGACAGGAUCCUGGACGGGCAGGUGAGCAGCGGCCUUGCAGCCCUCCCCACCCCCGCGGUGGCCACCGCCCUGGACAUAGCCCUUUGGCGCUGUCUGUCCCGGGGAACCCAGAGGCUGUUCUGUGUGGCUGUGGGACAGCUGGACCCGCCCCCAAGCCUCUCCCACGACAGAAGGAGGACUCUGUUCCUGAGCAUCGGGGGCCAGGAGGCGGCCGCCCCAUCCAUGUUCCGCGUCUCCAUGCCACUGCCAGGGACGACGGGUGGCUUCCUGAACGGUGUCCUGGCCCUGGUGCUGCCUCUGGCCUAUGACUUCCAGCCCGACCUGGUGCUGGUGGUGCUGGGCCCGGCCCACGGCCCAGGCCCCCAAGCUGCACUCCUGGCCGCCCUGCUGCAGGCGCCGGCAGGGGGCCGCGUCUUGGUCCUGCUGGAAGAGGCCGCCCCGCCCCAGCUCGCAGGGGCGCUGGCACGGGCGCUGCACGGAGAGGCACCCCCCGGCCUGGGCCCGUUCUCCCCGGCCGCCCCGGCGGAGAUGCAGGCCCUGGCGUACCUGAGGGGGCAGCUGGGACCGCGGUGGAAGCUGCUGCGCGCGGCCGGUGAGCGGGACCUCGGGCACCUGCCUGGCGCUUUGCGGGGGCGGCCGCCGCCCGCCUGA
This is a messenger RNA of Talpa occidentalis (Iberian mole), 2170 nucleotides long. RefSeq names its product histone deacetylase 10 (gene HDAC10). The record is from RefSeq and is a predicted model, not a curated record. Gene Ontology annotation, cellular component: histone deacetylase complex. Gene Ontology annotation, molecular function: histone deacetylase activity. Gene Ontology annotation, biological process: chromatin organization. NCBI's taxonomy places the organism in Eukaryota, Metazoa, Chordata, Mammalia, Eulipotyphla, Talpidae.